GAAGUCACCAUGUCCGUGUACGUGUGUCGUGCUCUUCUCCAUAAGCGUUUUCAACUUCAAGUCGUUUGGGCGGCUUGAUAUACCACAUCGAUUCUACAUGGUAGCUGACUCCACACAUCAGAACCACGUUGCGCUGGCUGGAAUACAGUGCUUUCCUAGAUCCUGGCUGUAUUCAUUUUCUCCGAAAGAUGUUACCAGCUGGACUUGGAUGGCAUGGAUACUAUCCCCUGCUAACCGUGACGCUCCUGCUACUAUUAGCCAGCGGAUGUCUGCCCAAAGAAGUGAGAGAAGGAGAUCCGGAAUGGGUGGAUCCUCUGGAGCUGUUUGAUGUGCCUGCAUCACAUAACAAAGACGAGGGGCACGCAUAUGCACAGGACACCACAGAGACACAGAGUCGGAAUGGAAAUAAUGAUGGCAGCACGGGCAGUGCUCAGAAAGAAAAGGACGUCAAUCCUCCCACCGCUCACAAAGAUUUCCAUUUCCGUCGCUUAGUUGAUCACGUCUUGACCGAGUUUGACCAGGUUGGAUUCGAAUUUGGUCAGUUUCGCCUUGAAGGAGAGAUUUCCCGCGACUCUGUGGAUGUGCUGAGAAACUAUCGCAACGGAGAAGCGAAGAAUCCUCAUGAAGUGUAUGACGCUCUUGUGGACUUCUUGGAAAUGAAGCCGCUGCGUAGUCCAGGCGAGGAUGGAUGGCAUGCAAUGGACGAGCUGCCAUUCAUUGGCAUCGCUAGACGCCCGUGGUAUCAAGACGUGCUGUUCUGUUGUUUGGGCGGCGGUGCACUCAUCUUCCUAAUGUAUACCAUCAUGCUCUUGCUGACGGCCGUCCGUGGCAACUUUUGGGGCGUGAUGACGUGGGCCGUGCUUGUCCUUUUCAUGAUCUCAGUGCCCUGGGAAUGGUACAGGCUUUACAGCGAAGCUCAGUCCAAGCAGAUGGCAGAAAUAAUGAAAGGCAUACCGGAGGCGUGUCAGCCCGACAGCGAGAUAUCGAUGUGGACCAAUGUCGGCUUGGUCAUGAAGUCGGUGUUUAUUGUCUCCGAGGAUCCUUGCCUCAAGCACCAGAAGGCUCUGCUUGUCAGUCCGCUGUCCGAAGUCACGCCGGCUCAGGCAAUUGCUGUGGCGUUCACUCGCUUGUUCACUGAUCCUCUGGUGUACGUGUUUGGAGCCCUGGGUAAAUGCACGAAAGCACUAAUGGUGGAGCUGCCGGUGGUCUCUCACGUCUUUGUGGCCAUCCUCAUUCCCAUCUUUCUUCUUUUCAUCAUCAUCCUACUGGUACUGACUGCCAUGAGGUAUAGCAUCAGAGUGCCUUUCUUGCUGUCUAUAGCACCGUCCGCUCCCACUGUACCUGCGCUCUCUGAUGCCCGGCGCGAUGAGGAUUCGCAACAGCUCCGGGCCUUGCGGCAGGAAAGCUCCGAGCUCCGUAGAAUGCUUUCUGAUCAGAUCCAGAGGCAACAGCAGGUGGAGCGCAUUGAAGCAAGAGCGCAGAGUGAUCAGCGUUCCCAUUUCAUGCAUGCUGAGCUAACUGGCAGAAGUUAUAGUGAUGGCGGAUACCUAGCUAUUGGGGACCGCAGCAGGUCCCAGGAUAUUCGCCGAGUUGAGCACCGCUCGGAGCCUGUUGAAGUACUGCGCCCCCUGCAGCAGGAGAAGAGUUUGGAUCCAUCAGAGGCAGCUCACUCUACAGCAGCAGGAGUACCUGAAGUGUCUGAUGGUGGCCAUUGCUACAGCGACAACACUCGCCUUCCAAUUCCGGAGAGUGAUGAACCGACUGCUGCUCUACCAACCAGUCCCUGUGCAUCAGACUCCACGACACGCUCAGACGUCCCUCGCAGAAGCAGCGAACCACGGCCAUUCGCUGUCGAGUCUGUCGAGUCGCUUGGCAGCGCAAUAAUGGACCACCACAGCAGCUCCCAACAGGAUACGGGGGCGAACAACAAGCCAAGUACCGACCCCGAGUGUGAAGUUCGUCAGCGCUCAGCUGCAGAUGCUGGCCAUUCCACUGAUGGUGACCCUCUGGCUGAUCAGUAGUGACCAAUAGUGGAGUUGAUUUGGAUUUGUGGCGGACGGGCAACAAUACUAGUUUCUUUUCCCCCGAACUGCCAUCCCCCCAUCAUCCGGUUGGUUUUCUUUCAUACGUAGAGUGUAGUGGUUAUGCAUGUAGGGUAGAAGAAAAACACUUGUGGAGAUGCUGUUGAUGGUCUUGUGUGACCGAGGUCGAUCGACAGGACCCAACUAGGAUUGAAUUUUAGAUAGGUCUGUUGGGUGGAAGCUGCGUUCUUGACCAGUUAUCAGUGGUCUGCCAAUGGCUCCCGGCAAACCCAUAUUGCGUUCACGUUUUCUUUCAUACAGAGGAACAAUUUCUAGACAAGCAUUAUUUACAAGAAUUUUUAUCACAUUGCAAAUCCUACAUCGAUUUUGUCUUGUCAAAGUCUUUCGAUUUUAAAAAUAGGUUUUUUUACUUUUUAGAUAUUUACCAGAUGUGAAUGAUAAACUGAUGUACUUUCUUCAACAACAUGGUGGUUGCUGG
Messenger RNA from Sycon ciliatum, 2520 nucleotides. Its product is annotated as chloride channel CLIC-like protein 1. Gene Ontology annotation, cellular component: endoplasmic reticulum; membrane. The coding region runs from base 189 to 2021 and encodes 610 amino acids. The transcript has 3 exons. Lineage: Eukaryota; Metazoa; Porifera; Calcarea; Leucosolenida; Sycettidae. The record is from RefSeq and is a predicted model, not a curated record. Gene Ontology annotation, molecular function: chloride channel activity.